AUGGCUGUGCUCCAUGUGCACCUGUACCUCACUGCCUUGGGCUUCUGGAUGACGCCGCAGUCCAGCUCCUUCCUGCUGCCCAAUGCCACCGAGCUCCUGUCCCCCGCCGGGGGCAGAGCUGCGGGCCUGCUGUGGGGCGCGGGGGUCCCCCGGAGCCGUCGGAAGCGAUACCUCUCCCCCCGCGACAUGAGCAUGAUUUUGGACUACCACAACCAAGUGAGGGCACAGGUGUCCCCCCCAGCUGCCAACAUGGAGUACAUGGUGUGGGACGAGCGGCUGGCCAGGGCAGCGGAGGCAUGGGCUGCGCGCUGCCUGUGGGACCACGGCCCCCCCCAGCUGAUGAAAUACGUGGGGCAGAACCUCUCCAUCCACUCAGGCAGGUACCGCUCUGUCCUGGACAUGGUGAAAUCGUGGCAUCAGGAGAAGCAGCACUACUCCUUCCCCCACCCCCGCGAGUGCAACCCCCACUGCCCCUCCAAAUGCAGCGGCUCUGUCUGCAGCCACUACACGCAGAUGGUGUGGGCAUCCUCCAGCCACCUGGGCUGCGCCCUCGGCACCUGCGCCAACGUGCGGGUGUGGGGCAGCACGUGGCGGCACGCCAUCCUCCUCGUCUGCAACUACGCCGUCAAGGGCAACUGGCUGGGAGAAGCGCCGUACAAGGUGGGGAGGCCAUGCUCAGCCUGCCCCCCCACCUACGGCGGAGGCUGCUCCAACAACAUGUGCUUCACCGGACUCAAAUCCAACCAAGUCAGCUGGUUCUAG
Messenger RNA from Nipponia nippon (crested ibis), 762 nucleotides. RefSeq names its product R3H domain containing like (gene R3HDML). NCBI's taxonomy places the organism in Eukaryota, Metazoa, Chordata, Aves, Pelecaniformes, Threskiornithidae. The record is from RefSeq and is a predicted model, not a curated record.